Pipistrellus nathusii (Nathusius's pipistrelle) is the source of this 2346-nucleotide messenger RNA. The record is from the annotation of a GenBank genome assembly. Lineage: Eukaryota; Metazoa; Chordata; Mammalia; Chiroptera; Vespertilionidae.
AUGGCGCCGAUCAGGCCCCUGGCCAUUCUUCUCGCUCUGGCUGUGUCUGACCUCCACGGCCUGCCCUGGUUCGUCAAUGUCUCCGAGAGCCAGGGGCCUGGCGCCCGCCUCUGGUCCUUCUCCUUCAACUGCUCCUCGGGCACGCCCUCCCUGAAGCUGCUCCGGGUGCAGCCGCCCAGCCCCUUCUUCAACCCGCCCAGCCUGGCCCCCUGGCAGGGGCUGUAUGUGGGGCAGCUGACCUUGAGCAGCUCGGCCCGGCUGGACGCCCUGGCCGUGAACCACUAUGAGCUGCAGCUGCAGGUGACCUGCGGCCGCGAGGUGAUCGAGGGGCCCCUCUCCGUGAACGUGCAGCGGGACCCCGACCGCGCCCAGUGUACCGGCCGGUUUGCCAGCCCAGCCGGCGAAGCCAUCCAGGUGCCCGAGACGGUCGCCCCGGGGGCUCGGCUCUACACCCUGCUCCCCGGCCUGGAGCUCCAGGGAGCGCAGGCGAACAUCACCAGUGCCCAGGACCCGCCGUACUUCCCGGGACCUUUCUCCAUCAGCGGGCAGGGCUGGCUGCAGGCGCCCGCCCAGGGCCUCAGAGGCCAAGCCCCGAAGCUCUUCCGGCUCCAGGUAAUGCUGACCUGGGGGCGAGGCCGCCACUGCCGCGGGGAGCUGGCCGUGAGAGUCCUGCCGGCGCCCGCCAGCCAGCUCUCCUUCCCGGUGCGGAGCCUGAGCGUCUCGGUCCCCGAGGACCUGGCCCCCGGGAGCGUGGUGGCGCGGGUCCGGGCGCGGGGCGAGGACGUGCGCUACGAGCUGCUGGCGCCGGCGCGCGGCCCGCGCUUCUCCAUCGGACGCGCGGACGGCGUGGUGCGGCCCUCCGCGCCCCUGGCCGUGGCGGUCACCACGCUGCAGGUGCGGGCCUUCGAGCGGCUGCGGCCGGGUCCCAGCGUCCAGCUCGACCUCACCGUGAACGUGACCGUGGUCAACCGCUGGCCCCCGUGCUGCCUCCCGGCGCUGCUGCUGACUCAGGUCCCCGAGACCGCGCCCGUGGGCACCCCGCUGGGCACCUUCACCUGCGAGGACCCCGACUCCCCGGGCUCCCCCCUCCGCUACCAGCUGCGGGCCCGCAGCCCCCAGGACCUGGCCAGCCUGCGCCUCCGAGACCGGGUUCUGGAGGUGAACGCCACCCUGGACUGUGACGCGCCCGGGGCCUGCUUUCAGCUCGCCGCCUCCCUCCUGGUGCUGGACGGCGGCCAGCCCCCCAUGAGCACUGAGGUGCCAGUGCUGGUGACGGUGACACCGGUCAACGAGUUCUCGCCGGCCUGUGCCCCUCGGACAUUCCGGGUCCGUGAGGACGCAGGGCCCCGCACCCUGCUGGGCUCCGUGGUGGCCUCGGACAUGGACUACCCGCAGGCCGGCUCGGAGUUCCACUCCCCCGGCCGGCCGGCCCCCUUCGCCGUGGACCGGCUCAGUGGGGAGGUCCGCCUGCUGGGGCCGCUGGACUACGAGCAGCAGAGGCUGCACCAGCUCCCCGUGCUGGUGACCGACCGCAGCCAAGGCCGGGGCCCCGCGCAGCCGCGCUCCGGCUCCUGCACCGUCGCCGUGGAGGUGGAGGAUGUGAACGAGCACGCCCCCGAGUGCGAGCCGCCGUUCCAGGAGCUGGCCGUCCACGCGUCCCCGGGCAGCAGCACGGAGGUGACCAGGCUGUCGUGUCGGGUCCCACAGGAGCCACAGCGCCUCGCCUUCUCCUACAGCCUCGUGGGAGGGGCCGGCCAGGGCCGCUUCCGCCUGCAAGGAGCCGCCCUGCUGCACGAGGAGCCCCCGUCGGGGCCGCCGCCCCCAGCGCAGCCCCGGACCUACGAGCUCCUGAUCCGCGUGGCCGACGCGGGCCCCUCCGCCCCCCACCGCAGCACCACGGCCACCGUCCUGGUGCACCUGGUCCCCCGGACGGCCAGCGCCGCGGCCACCAGCACCAGCGGCGCCACCGUGCCUGCGGCGGCGGCGGCGACAGCCCUGCUGGUGACCCACACGGAGCCUUUCUGGCAGCCGGAGCCCUGGUUUGUGGCGGUGCUGACGGUGACCGGCGCCCUGCUCCUGGCCCUGGGCUGGCUCCUCUGCCGGCAUCUCCGGGGGUGGGCCCAAGGGCUACGGGCACCGAGCAAACCAGCCCCGGCGCUGCUGCUAACCAGUAUCCAGGGCACCGAGGGGUCCUCGGAGGGGUUCAUGGAGGCGCCCAGGAUGGAGACGCCCGAGGCACCCAGCAGCAUCAGGAGCCUGCGACAUUUCGAUGGCAGAGCCCAGGACUCGCGGACAGGCGGGGACUACCUGUUCGACAUGCGCACGGGCGCCUGGCGCUGGCUCUGA